This is a messenger RNA of Yarrowia lipolytica CLIB122, 1212 nucleotides long. NCBI's taxonomy places the organism in Eukaryota, Fungi, Ascomycota, Dipodascomycetes, Dipodascales. The record is from RefSeq and is a predicted model, not a curated record.
AUGUCAUCUCGCAACACAGACAGCCACGCUCAGAGAAGCGACUUCAAACAACCAACCUACUUUCAACCAAACUACACUUAUGCCCAGAGUCCUUCAAUCGCUCACGGCUCCCGUCCCAGUCGCCACUCGAUUGGGUCGCCCACUGAACUCCACCAGAGGUUUCUGCCAUCCAGUGGUUAUCAGCCUACCGCUGGAUCUUCUCAGAAGUCGUCCCCCCUACAGACUGGCUACAUUGACGGUCUAUAUUCGACCAAGGCCUCAUCCCGGCCUUCUGAAUCCCAUUACCCUUUCAGCCCAGACCACUAUCAGGGAAUCCAGCUGGACGAGAAUGGCCGAGUUGUGGGAACAAGCCUGUCAUUAACAACUCCUCCAACUCCCUCUGGCCCAAGCUACCAGGGCGAUUUCCAAAAAUACUCACAUCAGGAGACUCCUGCGCAUCUCCCCUUUGAGCCACAGUCGUCUUCGCUGACCCGGCCCUAUCAGUCCCGACACUCGAGUCUGGGCCUUGGACAGCCUGUCAGCUAUCUACAGAGUCUUUCCUCGGCUCAAUCUCAGAGUCGCAAACGUCACUCUCUACCCGCUCCCUCUGUCGCCCCCCUGCCUGAGGAUGGAGGCCCCAUUCCGGACGGAAAAGUAAUGGACGACCCACACGCCAUUGACGCUCACGAUCUUUUCUGGGCCAAGACAAUCACACCCGAGUUCCACAGUGUCGUCGAGCGGAAACGAAAGGAGAACAAGAUCGACAGCUACAAUCCCUUUGCAACAUUCAACCAGUGGAACGCUUGUGCUGUUUACGAGCGCAAAAACAAGCACACUCUGCCACAGUACAAGGUGCGCAAGCUGGCGGACGGCACUCGCGGCAUUUUGAAGUACGCCGUUGAGAGCAAGGUCCCUGAGCACCUGCGGUGUCUUCCCUCUUCGGAGUUGCUGAACUCGUGCUAUGAUUGUGGACAGAGAGGGGAACAUGCUGCGACCUGCGAGUUCCAUCGCGAGGUUGGCGAUGAGAGUUAUGUUCCCGUCAGUGGCGAUCCUGAGAAUCGGAAGCGGAGGUGCGUGGGAGGUGGGGGCAGCAACACUUUUGCUGCAGAUUACAACUACAAAGACCCAUCUGAGAACAAGGAGGACCACUUUGUGACCAAAGCCUGGGACACAGUCAAGUGGAAUGUGGUGAAGCGGCCGAUUAUGGCGAUGCGGGCGAGAAGAAGGCGAUAG